GUUGAGGUACCACCCGAUUUAUAACAUACGGAGUAAUUUGCCCCAGAUUUACUAAUGGGUUUCAUACCCCAAUGCUUAAACCCUGUAGGAGCACUCUGGCCGUUGGAAGUGGGUGACAAUGGGAAAGCACGGGAAGAAGCAAAACAACCACCGCAGAGGAGCAAGAAACACCCCCUUUCUCGGAGAAGACGAAGUAGAAGCUGGGGACCAAUACCCGCCCGCUCAAGAUCUCCAACAAGAACACGAAGAAGAAGAAGAGGAAGAAAACAAGGACGAAAUCGAUGGAGAUUUACCUGCACCCACCAAUGAUCCGCCUUCAAAAUUCGCGCUUUAUCAGCAAUCCGUUCAGUCUCCGAAAGGGGACAUAAGCUAUCUGCAGAAGUUCUUUUUGAUGUACGUCGGAGGAAGGGUCCCUCUCCAUCUCCAGGAAGAUUUCUGUGGCACUGCUCUCUUGAGUGCAGAGUGGGUUCGCAGUGACGCCAGACGAACAGCUGUGGGAAUAGAUUUGGAUGUAGACGCUCUGCAUUGGUGCAGGGAGAACAAUUUAAGCAAAACUGGAACUGAUGUCUCUUCACGAGCAUUCCUUUUUCAUGGAAAUGUCUUGCAACCUCUUGAGGCCAAACGUGUCAGCAGAGAAGAAGACGGUUCUUCUGACCAAAAAUUAAUGGACACUCAGUUGCCCGUUAGAGACAUAGUCUGUGCUUUUAACUAUAGUUGUUGCUGCCUUCAUACCCGUCAAGAACUGGUCGAGUAUUUCGGGCACGUAUUGAGUGCCUUGAGCAAGAAAGGCGGCAUAUUUGUGAUGGAUCUUUAUGGAGGGACUUCAUCAGAGUGCGAGCUUCGCCUGCAGAGGAAAUUCCCUAAUUUCACGUAUGUUUGGGAGCAAACUGAGUUUGACAUCAUCAAGAGGAAGACAAGAAUCAGCCUUCAUUUCAAUCUGCAAAGGCCUCAAAGGAAACUUCGUCAUGCAUUUUCCUAUAGCUGGAGACUAUGGUCACUUCCUGAAGUAAGGGACUGUUUGGAAGAGGCUGGAUUUCGGGCUGUCCACUUUUGGAUGAGACAGAUGCCAAACAGUGGAGAGAUCAAAAGCUCAUAUGGGCUUUCGGCAGGGCAAGACGGUAAAUACGAGGAGGUCACGAACUUUCAACAACAGGAUUCAUGGAAUGCAUACAUUGUAGCUGUUGCAUCAGAUCAUAAUUAGUUAAACAAAUUAUCAUCUCGCGGUAUUCUUCACCCUUUUCUUAUUUUUCUGACUAUUAAUGUGGUUGAAGCACCUUAAGAUCAUUUAUGAUGCUUGGGCUUUGCAUGGUUUUUUUUCCCCCUUCAAAUGUAUUGUAUCAACAAUGUUUAGUCAAAAACCAUAUCAUUUUAUAUGAAAAAUAGUGUAGAAUUAAAAAAUAAAAAUUAUAUAUAUUAAAAUACUACAUCAAAA
This is a messenger RNA of Cuscuta campestris, 1432 nucleotides long. Lineage: Eukaryota; Viridiplantae; Streptophyta; Magnoliopsida; Solanales; Convolvulaceae. The record is from the annotation of a GenBank genome assembly.